CUAACCCUUUCUGUAACACCAUAAAAAUCAUUAACUGAACAGAAUUGUUGAUCUCGUGCUUCAUCUUUUCACACCCACCCAAGGCCUCUGCCCACCCUACUAGAGCAGGUGCUGGAGCACACUUUAAGUUGCUCCUAUAGGGGCAGUGGGAGGAAAGGGUUUGGGAUCAUCCUCUGCCUGCAGCCUCUACACCCCGAGACCACUGCCGUGCUGCCAGCGUGAUGCAUGAGGGUGCUUCGUGCCGGCCGCGGAGCUGAGCAGUGAGCUUUCCUAGGAAACUGCCGGCACUGAGCAAAGAUGCUCUGGUACCGCAGCGCCUCGGAGCAGGGGGACACAGGUCUCCGUGCCACCAGGCUGCAGGGACCCAGCCACCCUGCCCUGUCCCAUCCCGUCCCCCAGGGCUGGGGGAGGUGCUGUGCUGGCAGGAGGCCAGAGCAGGCCUGAGGACGGGAAGGUGCGAAAAGGGAAGAGCAGGUAGGAGGGAGGCUGCCGGGGAGCGGCUGUGGUCUGCGGCCAGGGGACGUGGGCUGGGGGAGGAAGGCAAUGCUGAGCUGGGAAAGGAGGAACAGGACCAGGGGUCAGGGCAAGGUAAGGGGCAGGGAGAGCGAGGGGACAACCGGCAAAGACAUCAGGGAACCGUGGUACUCCUAAGCUCAUUCUCUUCACCUGGAGAGGGCUCAGCUGGCAGUGCAGGGGUGUGACGCUCCAGUUUAUCCCUGCAACAAUCAGGAGGAAGCGGUGCAGAGACCCAGAGCCCCCCACAGACCCCGGGUGGGGCUGACACCCCCCCGUGCUCAGAGCCGUGUGCCCCCACGCCAGCCCCCAGGCCCCUGGGGCGCUGCUCCUCCUUAUCACACUUCCGCGCGCCUUCCGGCGUGAGCAGGGCAGGGGUGCUUCCCGCUGAUCUCCAGGGCCUGGCCGAGCCCCCUGCGACCGCAGGGCUAUUUCGGGAUGGCUGUUUGUCCCGAAGGACCCUGCGUGCUGGGGAGGGGGAGCGGGGCCACCAGCCCUGGUCGCAGUGAUGUGCACGUCCCUCCCUGCGGUGCCACGGUGCCAGGGGCUCAGUGGGAUGGGGACACGUUGGGGACAGCGCUGUGCCCGGGGUGCCUUCAUGCCCACCCUCCUGCCAGACGCUGCGCUGCUGGAGGAGGUGCCCGAGGACAUCCUCUGCUUCUCCCGCUCCUUUGAGGACCUCACGUGUUUCUGGGAUGAGGAAGAGGAGGUGAGCGGGAUGAGCCACUUCUACUACUGGUACAGCAGGGACGUGCCCACGGCGUGCGCAGUUUUCACACAGCGCCGCGAGGCCGGCGGGACGCGGCACGUCUGCGCCUUCCCCAGCCAGGACGUGCGGCUCUUCACCCCGCUCCACGUCCUCGUCCUGGACACCACCACCAACCAGACCAGGCACCAGCGGGAGCUCAGCGUGGACGUGGUGGGUCUCAUUGCCCCCCCGGUGAACAUCAGUGCCCGCUGGGCCGGAGCCACGGGGCAGCUCCACGUGUCGUGGCAGCCACCACUUGCUGACUACCCGAACUUCUUCCUCUACGAGGUGUGCUACAGUGCCGUGAGCCCCGCGGGGACGCCCCACGGCACAGCGUGGGACCCUGGCAAGCAGCACACCGGGGACGGGGACCCCCCCACCCAUCUCAGCAGCAGCACCCACCCGCCCACAGCCCGGGGAGCUGCAGUCUCCCCACGAGCAGGGCAGGGGCUGGUGCAGGCCGACACCUGGGCAGUUCUCCAGCACCUGCAGCCGGGGGUGAGGUACCACAUCCAGGCGCGCACCAAGCCCGACGGCACCUCCCUGGACGGCAUGUGGGGGCCCUGGUCACAGGCGGUGGCCGCAGAGACACCCCACUCCUCCGGGGACAUCGGGCUGUGCUGCAGCACCCCUGACCUGCAGCACGUGCGCUGCGAGUGGAGCUGGGACCCCACGGAGCACAGCAGCUCCCACGAGCUCUUCUACCAGGAGACUCCACGUGGGGCUGGCAUAAGGGAAGGCAUGUGGCAGCGCUGCGAGGAGGCCAGCGUGGGGACGCAGGGAGCUCACGCCUGUACCUUCCAGCCCAGCAAUGACAGCCCAAUCGCCAUCCUGGUGAAUGUCACCCAGCCCCACGUGCUGCCCAGGCUCAGCUACUUCAAGGAGCCCUUCUGGCUGCACCAGGCCGUGCUCACGGAGGCCCCGCAGCUGGUGGAGGCAGUGGUGGCACAGGGCCAGCUGAGCCUGCAGUGGCUGCCGCCCCUGGAGGAGCUGGCGGAGCAGCUGGAUUACCAGGUCCGCUACGCCGCCGAGAGCAGCCCCGACUGGAAGGUCCUGCAGGUCCCGCGGGCGGCCAGGAGAGAAGUCCUGGACCUGCGGCCAGGCGCCCGCUACCGUGCCCAGGUGCGGGCCCGACCCGGCGGGCCACGGUACCAGGGCAGCUGGAGCGCCUGGUCCAAACCCGUCGUGGUCGACGCCUCGGCCGACGCCGGCUGGAUCAUCCCGAGCGUGACGGUGCUGCCGCUGGUCUUCGCGGGAGCGCUGCUGGGGCUGCGCUGCACCUUCCCCUCCCUCUACAGCAGCGUGAAGCAGCGGCUGUGGCCGCCCGUCCCCGACCUGCACCGCGCCCUGGGCAGCUUCCUGCACGACGGCGGCAAGCAGGGGCAGGUGAGGGGCGGGACGGGACGGGGCGGGUGCGGGACCUCCCCGGCUCCCCCCAGCCGCCGGGGCCGCCCCGAGCCCUGCCGUCCGCCCCCCGCAGGCCUUCUACAAGCAGCCGCCGGAGGAGGCGGUGCUGCCCUGCCUGCUGGAGGUGCUGCCCGCCCCGCCGGGCGCCCUGACACCGCCAACGCCGGAGCCCGCCGCCGGCCGGCCGCUGCCCCGCGCCGGGGCGCCCAGCACCGACAUCGCCAACCAGUCCUACCUGCUCGUCAGCGGCUGGGAGCCGCGCGGGCCGCCCUGAGCCGCCCCCCCCAUUAAACGACACCGACCGCU
Messenger RNA from Oxyura jamaicensis (ruddy duck), 2974 nucleotides. RefSeq names its product MPL proto-oncogene, thrombopoietin receptor (gene MPL). The coding region runs from base 1022 to 2959 and encodes 645 amino acids. Gene Ontology annotation, molecular function: protein binding; cytokine receptor activity. Lineage: Eukaryota; Metazoa; Chordata; Aves; Anseriformes; Anatidae. Gene Ontology annotation, cellular component: external side of plasma membrane; membrane. Gene Ontology annotation, biological process: cytokine-mediated signaling pathway; positive regulation of cell population proliferation; hemopoiesis. The transcript is spliced from 10 exons. The record is from RefSeq and is a predicted model, not a curated record.